CUCAGUUCUCGUCUAUCAAUCUUCUUCUGUUUCAAGCUGAACAAGAUGAGCAUGUUCUUCUUGUUCUUGCUCCUCCUAUCACUCUCACCCUCUGUUUCACUAGCCAGCUCAAGUAUAAGUAGCGGCAAUGAAGCUGCAACUAAGCAACCCAACAACCCAUUCACACACAAAGCCUCACUGAUCCGCUACUGGGACACUCACAUCUCCAACCAUCUCCCAAAACCAACCUUCCUCUUCUCCAAAGCCUCAACCCUAAACCCAGUCGAAUCGGCAAAACUCACCAAACUCGCCGCCGACAACUCACUCUCCUCCCACUUCACCUCCUUCUGCUCCCUUGCCAACCUCUACUGCUCCUUUGAGGCAUCUUCCGGUGAGCAACUCGCUACGUCCCGAUCCAAAGACUCAAACUUCGUCGGCUACGCAAACAAGAACUUCGCCAACUACGGCACCUCCAAGCUCGGCGGCGCCGACUCCUUCAAGAACUACUCCGGCGACCUGAACUCCCCCCAUGACUCGUUCACCAAGUACAGCAAAGCCUCCCACUCACACAGCGAACACUUCACCAGCUACGCCCACGACGCCAAUGUCGCCAACGACACCUUCACCAACUACGCAGCCAGCGCCGUCUCCGGAUCCGGUGACUUCAGCAGCUACCACGACCGUGUCAACGUCCCCAAUCUUCGGUUCGCUUCCUACGACUCGAGCUCCAACAACCACAAGCUCUCCUUCACCUCCUACAGCGACGACACCAACGCCGGGUCUGAAACGUUCACCAGCUACGGCAAGAACGGCAAUGCCAACCCGAACGAGUUCAACAGCUACGCCGGAAAUGCCAACAUCGUCGGGUCAGGUUUCACGGGUUACGGAGAGUCCGGGAAAGGAGCUAACGACUCGUUUAAAGGGUACGGUCUCUCCGGUAAUAACCCGCACAACAAUUUCAAGAGCUACGGAGCCGGCGGGAAAUCAGGGACCGAUAGCUUCUCGAGUUACCGGAACGGCGCAAACGUCGGCGACGAUUCGUUUCAGUCUUACGCGAGGAAUGGCAACUCCGGGAAAGUGACUUUCUCAAAUUACGGCAAGUCGUUUAAUCUCGGAAAUGAUUCGUUUAAAGAGUACGGAGCCGGGUCGACGGGUCGGAGAUCUAUCGGGUUCAAAUCCUACACCCUGGGCCGCUCGUUCAAAGAGUACGCCAAAACCGGGGUCACUUUUGCCGAGUAUACCAACUUCACCACCGUUGCAACCGUGACUGAAGAAAAGAGUGGAAGUAGUAGUGGCAGUUCUGUAAAUAGAUGGGUUGAGCCGGGUAAGUUCUUUAGAGAAUAUAUGUUGAAGCAGGGGAAUGUAAUGGUGAUGCCCGACCUUAAAGACAAGAUGCCGGAAAGGUCGUUUCUGCCCCGGACUAUUUUGUCCAAGUUACCGUUUUCCACAUCAAGGAUGUCGGAGCUAAAGGAGUUGUUUCAUGCUACCGACAACUCCGCCACGGAACGGGUGAUAGUAGAUGCGCUGACUGAGUGCGAGAGGGCCCAGAGCCCCGGGGAGACUAAGUGUUGCGUGGGCUCGGUCGAGGAUAUGAUAGACUUCUCGGUAUCAGUCCUAGGGCACAAUGUGGUGGUCAGGACUACGGAGAAUGUGAGCGGGUCCAAGAACAAGGUCAUGAUCGGAAAAGUUAGCGGGAUCAACGGGGGACGAGUGACGGAAUCGGUUUCGUGUCAUCAGAGUUUGUAUCCGUAUCUACUGUAUUAUUGCCACUCUGUACCAAAGGUUAGAGUGUACGAGGCCGAUAUCAUUGACGUGGAGAGCCGAGAAAAGAUCAAUCAUGGUGUUGCAAUUUGUCAUCUUGACACAUCGUCAUGGAGCCCGGAACAUGGUGCAUUUGUGGCAUUAGGGUCCGGUCCUGGAAAAACUGAAGUGUGCCACUGGAUUUUUGAAAACGACAUGACGUGGACAAUAGCAGAUUAAAGUCCGUAAUGUUUCGUGUUACAAACUACGGAGCCUACUUGAUUUGUUGUGUCUGAAGCCUUUUGAUUUGGCAAUUUGAUUGUAUUUGCCUUCUUUUGCU
This is a messenger RNA of Argentina anserina (silverweed cinquefoil), 2059 nucleotides long. Its product is annotated as polygalacturonase 1 beta-like protein 3. The coding region runs from base 46 to 1959 and encodes 637 amino acids. The transcript has a single exon. Lineage: Eukaryota; Viridiplantae; Streptophyta; Magnoliopsida; Rosales; Rosaceae. The record is from RefSeq and is a predicted model, not a curated record.